Rodentolepis nana is the source of this 867-nucleotide messenger RNA. NCBI's taxonomy places the organism in Eukaryota, Metazoa, Platyhelminthes, Cestoda, Cyclophyllidea, Hymenolepididae. The record is from the annotation of a GenBank genome assembly.
AAAAGUCAACGAACGACCUUCGAAAAUUUUGUUCCUAAUAGCCUUAGCCUGUCUAUUGGCUCCGAAAAGAAGCACAAUCGAUGGCCUUCUUUUUCCAAUGCCUUCCCUAGUUUCAUAAGUACUGGUUCGAAUGGCCCUCCCCCUUCCACAAUAACUCUUUGUCAACAAUGGACUAAUGUUAUUAAUAACUGGGAUCAGUAUUCUAAAAAGAAAUCCUACUUAAUCGAGUUAAUUCGAAUGGGAAUUCCUGAUCAAUUUCGAGCCACAGUUUGGCAAAUCUGUACAGGGGCUUAUGACUCUCCAGUUAAAAAGGAUUAUCAAAAGUACCUUCGAGAAGUUUCCCCAUUUGAACGGGCGAUCAAUAGGGAUAUAUCUCGGACCUACCCCAAGCACGAGUUUUUCAAAAAUAAGGUACGUGGUCAAAGCCUGUUCAAUGUGAUGAAGGCCUAUUCCCUGCAUGACCGUGAAGUCGGGUAUUGUCAAGGAUCUGCUUUUAUUGUUGGACUUCUUCUUAUGCAGAUGAGCGAAGAAGAAGCAUUUGCAGUUCUCGUCUUUCUCAUGAACGAGUACCGAUUGAGAGAGCUUUACAAACCUUGCAUGACAGAAUUAGGUGUUUGCAUGCAUCAGUUGGAUGGUCUGAUUGCCGAACAUCUUCCCGAACUUCAUACCCACUUCACGACACAAUCCUUCGCUCCCAGCCACUACGCUUCCGCCUGGUUCCUCACUCUUUUUGCCACCGCCUUUCCCAUCGCCAUGACUACGAGGGUUAUGGAUCUCUUUAUUGCUGAGGUGUCAUAUCAAUAUGCUUGUAUUCGUAAAUGUGCAUUUCUGCGCACUUUUCAGAAGUUAACAAAUUUAGGAAAUUGA